This is a messenger RNA of Daucus carota subsp. sativus, 1522 nucleotides long. Its product is annotated as endoglucanase 4. Lineage: Eukaryota; Viridiplantae; Streptophyta; Magnoliopsida; Apiales; Apiaceae. The transcript is spliced from 6 exons. Bases 3 to 1451 code for a protein of 482 amino acids. Gene Ontology annotation, biological process: carbohydrate metabolic process. The record is from RefSeq and is a predicted model, not a curated record. Gene Ontology annotation, molecular function: hydrolase activity, hydrolyzing O-glycosyl compounds.
GCAUGAUGGGCAAAGUGGUGAUUGCAGAUGAUGUUAAAUUGGACUACACGGAGGCCUUGACAAAGAGCAUUUUAUUUUUUGAAGGUCAAAGGUCGGGAAAAUUACCAAAUAACCAGAGAUUGACAUGGCGAAAAGACUCGGGUCUCCGUGACGGCUUUGACCAGGGUGUGGAUUUGGUAGGAGGAUACUAUGAUGCAGGAGACAACAUCAAGUUUAGUUUUCCAAUGGCAUUCACAACAACAGUUCUAGCCUGGAGCGUAAUAGAAUUCGGCAAUUCCAUGGAUAGUGAUCUAAACCAUGCACUUGAAGCAAUCCGUUGGUCAACAGAUUACUUGAUCAAAUGCACCAACACUCCUGGUGUUGUUUAUGCACAACUUGGUGAUGCCGUUGUUGACCAUGAUAACUGGGAAAGGCCAGAGGACAUGGACACUCCCCGAACUGCAUUUGCAGUCAGUGCGCAGUCUCCUGGCUCUGAAGUUUCCGCGGAGAUUGCCGCUGCUUUGUCAGCUUCCUCUAUUGUGUUUAGGCGUUCUGAUCGCAAAUACUCUGAUUUUCUUCUUCGUAGAGCCAUUCAGGUUUUCGACUUUGCAGAUAAGUAUCAGGGUUCGUAUAAUGAUAGCAUUGGGCGUUGGGUUUGUCCACAUUACUGUGAUUUUAGUGGUUACCAGGAUGAAUUGGUGUGGGGAGCAGCAUGGCUUCAUAAAGCAACAAAUAAGACAUCUUACUGGAAGUAUGUCAUGGAGAACAUACACAAGGUAGAAAGUCCUCAAAAUGAAGGCAGCUUGUAUGAAUUUGGGUGGGACACCAAGAACGCAGGCAUCAAUGUACUUGUUUCCAAGAGUGUAUGUUGUAAACAGUACAUAUUAAACAACAAGCAACAUUCAAGUCCAUUUCUUCACUGGGCAGAUAAGUUUGCAUGUAGUUUACUACCGGAAUCAUUAAACCCGAGUGUUGAAUUUACUCCAGGUGGAUUAAUGUACAAGCCAGGCAUGGUAAACUCGCAACGUGUAACAGCUUUAUCUUUUCUUCUUGUUGUAUAUGCUCGCUAUCUUAAGCAAUCAGAUCGAGUGAUCGCUUGUGACAGAUUUGUGGCAACUCCUUAUAGGCUUACUUAUUUCGCAAGAACACAGGUGGAUUAUAUAUUGGGAAAAAAUCCAAUGAACAUGUCAUACAUGGUGGGAUAUGGAGAAAAAUUUCCAGAAAGAAUACAUCACAGGGCAUCAUCAUUGCCAUCCAUUGAUCAAGAGCCACACCUCGGACAUGGAUGGGAUUAUUUUUGGAGUAACAAUACUAAUUAUAACUUGCUAAUCGGAGCUAUAGUAGGAGGUCCGGAUAUCAACGAUCAGUAUAACGAUACUCGACAUGAUGCCGGUCACUCUGAACCGGCAACUUAUGUAAAUGCACCUCUGGUAGGUCUAUUAUCCUAUUUCAAGGCAAAUUAUGGUUCUUAGAUAUUAUCUUUAGAGCCUGUGUAAAAACUUUAUACAAUCUAUACCAAAGAUUAUUGUUAAAUGGAGUUCUC